GUGAUUUCCAUGGGUAUUUUAGUAAAAUGUAAUCUUCCCAAACCUUCCCUAUUUAACUAACCUACACUCCAACAGCCUGGAUAGAUCUCUGUAGCAUUUUGCUCUCUCUGUCCCUCUCUCGACGAUCUGUGUGGAUAUUCUCUGUAGAAUUUUUAUCUUUCCAUGGCUCCAGCAGCAGCUUCAGAUUCGAUAAAGCCUCGAGAUGUAUGUGUGGUUGGUGUUGCUCGUACACCGAUGGGUGGAUUUCUUGGCACCCUUUCAUCUCUAUCAGCCACAAAGUUAGGGUCUAUAGCCAUUGAAUGUGCUCUUAAAAGGGCGGGUGUUGAUCCCAAACUCGUACAAGAGGUCUACUUUGGAAAUGUUUUGAGUGCAAAUUUGGGACAGGCUCCUGCUAGGCAGGCUGCAUUAGGAGCAGGAAUACCUAACACAGUCAUCUGCACUACUAUUAAUAAAGUCUGCGCAUCAGGGAUGAAGGCAACAAUGUUUGCAGCGCAAAGCAUCCAGUUGGGCAUUAAUGAUGUUGUUGUGGUCGGUGGCAUGGAAAGCAUGUCCAAUGCACCUAAAUACUUAUCAGAAGCAAGAAAAGGAUCCCGAUUGGGACAUGAUACUGUUGUCGAUGGGAUGCUCAAAGAUGGUCUAUGGGAUGUUUAUAAUGAUUAUGGCAUGGGAAUGUGUGCUGAGCUCUGUGCAGAUCAACAUAUGAUAACAAGGGAAGAGCAGGAUUCCUAUGGCAUUCAGAGCUUUGAGCGUGGUAUUGCUGCUCGCAAUGGUGGUGCCUUUGCAUGGGAAAUAGUUCCGGUUGAAGUUUCUGGGGGGAGAGGAAAGCCAUCCGUGCUUGUUGAUAACGAUGAAGGCCUAGAAAAAUUUGAUCCUGUAAAACUAAGGAAGCUCCGCCCUAAUUUUAAGGAGAAUGGAGGUUCCGUUACCGCCGGCAAUGCCUCAAGUAUAAGUGACGGUGCUGCUGCAUUAGUGUUAGUGAGUGGAGAAAAGGCACUUGAACUAGGAUUGCAAGUGAUUGCAAAGAUCUCAGGAUAUGCUGAUGCAGCUCAGGCACCUGAGUUAUUUACGACUACUCCAGCACUUGCAAUACCGAAAGCCAUUUCAAAUGCUGGCCUGGAAGCUUCUCAAAUUGAUUUCUAUGAAAUAAAUGAGGCAUUCGCUGUUGUGGCUGUCGCAAAUCAGAAGCUGCUUGGAAUUCAUCCUGAUAAGCUUAAUGUGCAUGGUGGAGCCGUGUCCCUGGGACAUCCUCUUGGUUGCAGUGGAGCUCGUAUAUUGGUCACACUAUUGGGGGUUCUGAGACAGAGAAAUGGGAAAUAUGGAGCUGCUGGCAUUUGCAACGGAGGAGGUGGCGCGUCUGCACUUGUUCUAGAGCUCAUGUAAGGCUUUUCUUGUCGGCCAGUCAUCAGAGCAGAACGUUCCUUGUUAUGAGAGUGUAGGAUUUUCUAGUACUUGUUGUGCCAAUGUUUCCUUCUUCCAAUAAAGCUGUAGCAAACAUCCCUAAGAAACACUAGGGCUUCUCUAAAAAAAUGCAUCAUUCUAGCCGUUGUUAUUUA
This is a messenger RNA of Magnolia sinica, 1553 nucleotides long. Its product is annotated as acetyl-CoA acetyltransferase 2-like. The transcript is spliced from 15 exons. NCBI's taxonomy places the organism in Eukaryota, Viridiplantae, Streptophyta, Magnoliopsida, Magnoliales, Magnoliaceae. Bases 163 to 1380 code for a protein of 405 amino acids. The record is from RefSeq and is a predicted model, not a curated record. Gene Ontology annotation, biological process: fatty acid beta-oxidation. Gene Ontology annotation, molecular function: acetyl-CoA C-acetyltransferase activity.